This is a messenger RNA of Moneuplotes crassus, 2627 nucleotides long. NCBI's taxonomy places the organism in Eukaryota, Ciliophora, Spirotrichea, Euplotida, Euplotidae. The record is from the annotation of a GenBank genome assembly.
AUGCAAAAGCCUAACAUCCAAUACGAACCAGAUUCUACUCAAUCCCAGCCUGCAAAAAAACGAGAAAAGAAGCUACUAACCAAACAGUACAACCCCCAUGUCUCAUAUGACCCAAAGAAGGCCAAAGGUCAUCACAAAUAUACCAUUUUAGGCACACAAUGAUACUUUCCAUACCAAGCGUAUGACCUUCAGCAAGAAUUCAUGACCAAAGUUGUCCAAGCAUGUCAGCAAGGAGAGAAUGCACUUCUAGAGUCCCCCACAGGGACUGGAAAAACCCUAGCUCUGUUGACAUCCAUACUAGGGUGGGUAAGAAGUGAAAGGACAGUUGAAGCACAUGAUGAUGAACUCCCUCCUAAGAUUAUUUACUGAUCAAGAACUCAUUCUCAGUUAAACCAAGUCAUUAAAGAACUUAAAGCAACUGCUUAUAAGCCAAGGAUGGUCCUUGUUGGUUCUAGAGACCAAAUGUGAGUGAAUCCAAAGCUUUCAGAGUAUCGAGGAGCUGUUUUAAACUCACAAUGUAAGAAAGCCAUCAAGAACCCUACCAAACUUUCAGGAUGUCAGUAUGAAAGCAACUUAAACAGGAAACUAAAGAACAAUAUUGAUAUUCCGUUCAAAAUGUUUGAUAUCGAAGAACUGCAUACCUUAGGAGAGCGGCAUAAAAUAUGUCCGUUCUAUCUGCAAAGACAUCGCAUCAGCGAAGCUGAUGUCUUGUUGAUGCCAUACAACUACAUAUUCAGCUCUUCAGUAUCAAGAUCUUUAGAUAUCCAAUUUGAGAACUCCAUAAUCAUUUUUGACGAAGGACACAACAUCCCAAAAGUCUGUGAAGAAGCUUCUAGUUUUGAAAUCUCCAUUGGACAGAUCAGCGAAAUUCAAGGGAAACUGAAUAUCCUUAAGAAAAAGAUGAUGUCCAAUGACACACAUGAGGAAUUUGAAAGUGACCUGACCAAGGUUGAUAAUUUCAAAUUUCUCCUAACCAUAAUCUCCGAGAGGAUCAAGAAUUGGGAACAAGAGCCCAUCCAGAAGCCAAUUGACCAAGAAAAACGUAUUAUUAGAAUCUUCACCGGUGACAAAAUAUACAACUUCUUGUUCUGUAAAAGAGAAACAUACGAAGGCAGACCAGAUUUUAGACCUCUAGUGCCAAAGCACUUUAGUUACUGGCUCAAGGUAAUUGACGACCUGCUUGUAGAUACCACAGUUGGGGAGGAUAGCAAGAGGACACCUCAACUGAAGAACUUCUAUGACUGUCUGAAGAAGUUGAUUGGUAUCUAUACUCAUGACAACGAUGCAAUAGAGUCACAGAAAGAUAUCAACCACUACUACUCAGUGCUCAUAGAGGAGAAAAUUGAAGAACAUAUCCUGAAAAAGCUCAAGAAGCAUGAAAUUGAGCCGAGAAAGAAAAGCAAUAGAAAAAUAGGAUUCUGGUGAUUCAACCCUGCUGUUGGGUUUAACAAAAUCAUGAAGCUUAGUCCAAGGUCGAUUAUUCUGACCUCCGGCACCCUAAAUCCAAUGGAUGAGUUUGCUCAAGAGCUUGGGACAGAUUUCAACAUUCGUCUUGAAAACCCACAUGUUAUUCAAAAGCAGCAAGUUCAAGUGUCAAUUCUCAAAAAUGGUCCCAACACUAGGUUCAACUUUAAGUAUGAAAAUAGAAAAUCUACAGAAAUGAUGUUAGACUUGCUGAACGUGAUCACUGACAUAUGCCGUGUAACACCAGGUGGAGUCCUGGUAUUUUUCCCCUCCUAUCAAUUGAUGAAAUCAGUCAUCAAAAUCUGCGAGGAACAGAAGAUUGAUAAAAAGAUUGAGAAAUACAAGUCAUUCUACGAAGAACCCAGGCAAAGUGCUCAUUACCCUUAUGUAAUUUCAGCAUACUACAACGAUGUCUACUCCAAAGGUUCACUCAUGUUUGGUGUCUGAAGAGGCAAAAUCGCAGAAGGCCUUGACUUCUCAGACGAUGCAGCCAGAGCAGUCAUCGUUGUAGGAGUACCUUAUCCUAUGAAAAUAGACCCAAAGACAAUUCUUAAAGAGAAAUAUCUUGAUAAUAUAAGAAAAAUUAAGAAGAAAGGGGUCAGCUCCAAGCAUUGGUACCAAACCCAAGCUACUAGAGCUACCAAUCAAGCUAUUGGGAGAGUCAUCCGCCACAGUAAUGAUUAUGGGAAUAUCAUCUUGAUAGAUGAGAGGUAUGAGAACCCUGAGAACAAAUCUGCUGUAUCUGCAUGGCUCAGAGAUCAGAUCAAAGUCUUCUCAAACUCUGAAUUAGCUAUCCAACAGUAUCAGCAAUUUUAUGAAGAUAUGAAGAAACUUGACCUCAAACCAAAGGUUCAAGCAGUAACAGAACUUGAACUAGAUGAUAUUGAUGAGAAUGAUGACCACUUUAAAGGUGUCAAAGACCAAAUAAUAGAAGAUGCAAGUAAGAUAAAAGCCAAGGCUAUUAAAAAGCAAAAGCUCGAAAAGAAACGUAAGUCUCGUGUAAGAUACGCAGGUGGUAUUGCAAAGGAAAGCCAGAAGAUAACUACUGUAUUAAAAAAAUAAGUCAAAUCUGCUGAAUUCUACUUCUAAAUCCCCUGAGAAGCCAGGCCCUAAGAUGACUCAGAUGCUUUUGAACCCUUAUAAAAUUAUUGAAAUUUCUAUUA